CCAUGGCACCACUACACCCAUUUCCCUGAGAGGCAGAGACCAGCCCAGCCGUGGUGCCCCUCUGUCCCACCAGGGCUCCCCUCCUAAGGCCAUGGUGGGAUGGAUGGCAGGAGAGAAAGAGGCCGGGCAGGAGGAGCAGCCACGACAGAGCUUUUCUCUGGCUUCUUCCUUGCACUGUCUCCGGAUCUUGUGUACUUCCACAAGGAUGAAAUAAUCAAAGUUUGGGACUGUGUGUCUGAGUGCUAUCGCCAAGACCUGCUGCUGAAGAAGAGGGUUGGGCUGAUGGGCCUGGGUACCAUCCACAUUAUGAAAAGACCCAUCUGGCAUGGAGAAGGGGAAGGUUUCAUGGCCGACAGUCCGGAGUUUGAUCUGAACAAUCCACUUCUGGUGGGGAAGAAGCUCGUCCAUGGGAAAAGCCCCGUGCCUGGGCUCUCCAAAGCUGACGAGCUGGUCUGUGCUGAGGUGGCCUUGCGCCUGCACAAGCCCAAGGCCACCAUCGUCAUGUGCAUCAAGGCCACACUCAGGAUCUGCGAGUGGGCAUUGUCCAGUGGCCAAAACUUCGACUUUGUGUUCAGGGACAUCGGUGUCCUGGUCUGCCGGGGACACCACGUGUCCAUGAGGUUCUUUGAGGGCUUGGUCCGAGACGUGGCACAGUCACAGCACCUGGCAGAUGGUUUGCUCCAGUCACCAAAUCUGAAGCCGUUAUUCAUAGCCCACACGGAAAAGGACAUUUCCCAGAUUCCUCCUGGAGGUGUCUUUGUGCUGCCGCACUUUGUGCAGGCAGAUGGGAAGUCCCAGCCACAUCCUGUAAGUGCUUUCCUACAAGACACUGGCACAAGGGAAACCAACACCAAGCGCCAAACACUGGGGAACCCUCCCAGCCCACACCUCCUUCUUCGUCCACAUCUUUCUCCAAGUCGGAUAUAUGAUGUGAAAGUGAAGGGAAGAGAAAAGAAAAGGGCUGAUAGUGGAGUGCAGAGAGGGAGUUUGCUGCCUCCAGUUGAGAACUCUGUGAAGAAGGGCAGAGCCUCCAAGGGGAUGGAAGAACCCAAAGCUAGGCUGGCAGCUUCCACCAUUCAGGGAAAACCUGUCCAGCAGCUUCCACCCCGGGCAGAGCAGAGGAGUCUGAAGAAGGCUGCUGCAUUCUCUCCUGGAAGAUUUGAAAGGCUAAGGAAGGAGAGAGUGGCUGCUGUGGCAGGAGUGGCUGCUGCUUUGUCCCCAGAAGGGAGAAAGGAGAAGAAGACACCGUCCCCUCGUAGAAGAACACCAGAGCCAAGGUCCCCACGAGCCAAGCAGGUGCUGCUAAAUCUGCAGCCUUACAAAGCUGCCCGGGAGCAGUGCAUGAAGGCCUUGCAGAUCAACAAGCUGCGGAAAUGGUCCAACGCCGGCUCCCUCGCUCCUGGAUCUAAGCUGAGCUUGGUGAAGAAGCGGGAGGUCCACGAGGAGACAACAGCAGAACUGGAGCAUGGGGGCAGCUACGUGGCACCAUGAGAAAAGGAAUAAAGACCUAGAAAUCCA
Molecule: messenger RNA, 1518 nt
Organism: Passer domesticus (house sparrow)
Lineage: Eukaryota; Metazoa; Chordata; Aves; Passeriformes; Passeridae
Product: coiled-coil domain-containing protein 81-like
Exons: 11
Coding region: 100-1491 (463 amino acids)
Cellular component (GO): centrosome
Source: RefSeq, a predicted model, not a curated record